GGCAAAUAAUACUGUACUAUUAUAAAAUAAUUUAUUAUUCUACAUAUUUUAUACCCAUUCACUUCAUCGCUACCCAAUUCUUCUGUAUUUUGUUUUCUGACGUACGUUCUAUUUUGUACACCCAAUUACAGUUCAUCAAAUUGUUUGCAAUGGCUGGGUCUGCUCUAAGACGACUUAUGGCUGAAUAUAAACAGCUGACAUUAAAUCCUCCGGAAGGAAUCAUUGCCGGGCCAACCACUGAAGAAAAUUACUUUGAGUGGGAAGCUUUAAUCACAGGACCAGAAGGGACAUGUUUUGAAGGUGGUGUUUUUCCAGCAAAACUUAUAUUUCCAUCUGAUUACCCAUUGAGUCCACCAAAAAUGAGUUUUACUUGUGAUAUGUUUCAUCCAAACAUUUAUUCAGAUGGGCGUGUAUGUAUUUCAAUUCUCCAUGCACCUGGGGAUGACCCUAUGGGUUAUGAAUCCAGUAAUGAAAGAUGGAGCCCUGUACAGAGUGUCGAAAAAAUUCUUUUAUCUGUUAUUAGUAUGCUUGCCGAGCCAAAUGACGAGAGUGGGGCAAAUGUUGAUGCCGCUAAAAUGUGGCGCGAAGAUCGUGAAGGAUUUAAUAAAGUAGCUGAAACAUUGGUCAGGAAAACUUUAGGGAUACCAACAAGUAAAUAAGUUCAGGUAGGUAAAAUAAUUUAAUCGAAACAUUUGGCUAGCAAUGAGCAAUGAUAUUUGAAUAUCCACGUGUAUCUGUCGUACUAUAUUACUAAAAGCUAAUAAAAAAAACAUGUACAUACACUAUUAAGUUAAAUUUUGAAAUAUAAGUUAUGUAUUUUAUAUUUUAUACAUAUUUAUGUGUUAAUUAAUACUGGAUUUUUAUUUUAAAUUUGGUUCAGUCUUUGAAUGUUAAUGUAUGGUGGCAACAGAAUAAAUAAAAUCAUUUGUAGUUUA
Acyrthosiphon pisum (pea aphid) is the source of this 935-nucleotide messenger RNA. RefSeq names its product ubiquitin conjugating enzyme 7 (gene Ubc7). The record is from RefSeq and is marked provisional. Lineage: Eukaryota; Metazoa; Arthropoda; Insecta; Hemiptera; Aphididae.